UUGAAAUUAUUCUUUCGGAAAAAAUCAUCACAAAAAAAAUGGAAAUAUUAUAUUAAUAUUCAUUAAUCAUCAUUAAUUUUCCAUUUUUUUGAUAUUGUUUUAGUGUAAAAUUGUUUGUAAAAAACUAGACUAAUAAAAAUGGGAGAGAAAGCAGCACCACAACAGGUACCAACAGACCCUUUUCGUCAUCCUCUUGCUCGAUAUUUAGCUUAUGCCGAUGAAAUUGGAAAUGCCGUUACGACAUAUGGGCCAUGUGGGUUAACGAAAUACAUGAGAUAUUUUCCUACCAUAACACAUACAUACAUAAUAAUGGAUACACUUUCAAAAGGGAAAAAAGCUUAUAAUUUAAAGAAUAAUCCUCCAAAGGAAGAGAAAAAAGAUGAAAAAGAAGACAAUAAAGAUGAUAAAAAGAAAAAAGGGAAAGAUGACAAGAAAAGCAAAGAUAAGAAAAAGGGUGAUGAUAAAGGUGGCGAGCAAGAUCAGGAAGACAAGCCACCUGAACCAACACCGCCUCCAAUACUUGCAGCUUUAGAUCGAUAUGGUUGGCACAUGCUUGCGUCAGUCGUUAUACCAAGAUACACUUUAAGACAAGUGCAUUGUGGUUUAGAAGUAUUCGCAGAUUUCUUAAGAUUAUGUAGACCAGUUCGAACUUACUUCACAACUGCAUUAGCUUUAGCAUCAAUACCGCUCAUUAUUCGACCCAUUGAUGCAAUAAGUGAUCAUAUUAUGGAUAUGUCCUAUCGAACAGUUUUUGGUACUCCAAAAUCUGAAGAAAAUAAAGACGAGAAAAAAGACGAGGAAAAAUGACUUUAUGUAUCGAACUCAGGCUACGGUUAUGACCAAGCUUGUAGUUCGUCAAGACUCAUUUGUUUUAUUAAAUAUCUUCUCUCCCUAUAUUUUUAGCAAA
Molecule: messenger RNA, 907 nt
Organism: Chrysoperla carnea
Lineage: Eukaryota; Metazoa; Arthropoda; Insecta; Neuroptera; Chrysopidae
Product: mitochondrial fission process protein 1-like
Exons: 3
Coding region: 139-807 (222 amino acids)
Biological process (GO): mitochondrial fission
Cellular component (GO): mitochondrion
Source: RefSeq, a predicted model, not a curated record